AUGGAGUACACCUGUUUAGUGGCCGGGGAUACCUCCUCUGGCAUUGAUGCUCUUAUGGAUCUUCUGUUAGAGUUUCCCCUUCCCGCAGCACUGCGAGAGAAGGAACAGCAGAAAUCAAUUAAAAGAUCUAAUUCAACUGCAGGACGGAGAUUAGAACUCGCAAAUCCCUCACUACCGAAUAUGACUAUUCAUGUUACAUUAGAAAAGGCUUCUACGCCUUCUACAUUAGGAGCUAUGGAAUGGACACCAGCUGCAGUAGUAUUAGUGUUUUCCACCUUUUCUUCAGAUUCUUUGCAAUAUCUCAAGACAGAAUGGGUUCCUUGGCUUCGUAGUUUAACUCCUUCGCCAACUGUGAUUCUUGUGGGAAUGACAAACGAUAGGCUCCAAAAUAUGAACAACAAUAAUAAUAAUACGAAUUUAAACAUUCCUCAACCAAGUGAUAUUGCCCUUCUCGCUACAGAGACUCACGCAAAGGUGUAUUUUGAGGUGGAAGGAGGAGGUAAUAGUAGUACAGUAGCGGCAGCCGUGUCGGAAUUACGUAUUGGUAUUGCCCGUGCCUGUACAGGUGAACUCAUUGCAGAGAGUGAUGUACAGGAAACGAGUAUUCGUGAUUCUCGAGAUCGAAAUAUUCUCGCACUUUCUUUAAAUUCCCCUCCAGUACUUUCAAGUGGUGGAUCAUCUUUUGUUUCACCAUUAAAUAGUGGUAGUUUACUUUCACCAAAGAGUGCUUCUUUAAAUUCUUUUAGUGUAUGGACUUAUAGACGUCAUCCAAAAACCAAUCGUCUCUUUUAUGUAAAUCGAUCCACAAAGAAAUCACAAUAUCGUCGGCCGGAGGACUACGAUGGGGAAGAGCCGGUGUUAACAUUAGAAGAACACGUGGAGGCGGAGAGAGCACGACAGGCGCAAUUACAACGUGAACGGGAAUUACAGCGUGAACAUGAGGAACUCCUGCAGUUUAACAGAGAAAUGGAGGAACAGGAACAACGACUAAAAGUCAAACAAUCAUGUUUGAAACGAUUAGAACAUGUUGUGCAAAGACUUCGUCAACAGGCAGUGAGUAUUGAACGUCAACGUGAUAAUAAUAAUGUUAUUCGAACACAAAUUAGUCAACUAAGAGAAGAGGUACUUUCAAAUGAGCGAAAUUUUCUUCAGGAAUCUGCAGAUUUUCAUGCCUCAUUGGAACAACGGAUUAUGAAAACGAAACAGGCAUUAAUAAUGGAGGAAAAGGAAGGAAUUUCUUUCACUUCUUAUUCUUCUUCUUCUUCUUCUACUGAUAAUAAUAAUAAUAAUAAUAAUAAUAAUAAUAAUAGUAAUAAUAUAUCUGUAUUAACAAAAACAGAUGAAGGGUCCAUAUUAGAGGAACGUGAUAAAUUACAUACGGCAAUGCAGACUAUCGUCCAUAAUACCCGCACUGUGGUAGCGGAAUUGCGUGAACUUGUAGAGAAAGGUUUAAAACAGCGAGAAGUGAAUACGACUACACAUACGGAGUUAACACUUACACAAAAGCGAAUAGAAUCUUUAUUAUUAAUACAAAUACCAAACAUGGAUACAGAAGAACAAGAAGUUUCUACCGCAUUAUCGAAAACACGAAUGGAAUUAAAAGAAGUAGAGAAAAAAUUAGAACCUCUACUAAUGGCACGAGCGGAACGACAACGUCUCUUAAAUAGACGUCAUCAUUGGGCACAUAAUGCCCGAUUAGAAGAGGAAUUAUUAAUGAAAGAAAUACAACAAUUGGAGAUGGAAAUAGAUCUCACAAGGAAACAGUUAAGAUUAGGAAAGAGAGUAUUAUCAGCAGAAGAUACACAUGAACGGGCACGUUUACAACGAGCUCGAGAUAUACAAGAAUGUGUAACGGUGUAUGCUACUCUCUCAUUAUCUAUAUUAUCAAUAUUAAAACUGAAGGAACAGAUGAAAGUGAUUUUAAAUCGUUUUUCAGAGUUAUAUCAACAACGUCAAGAACUUUUAGGAAAAGUGAGAGAGAAAUAUGUACAGGAAAGACUUUCUUUACUACAGAAGUGGUACUGUCUUGAUGCAGAGAUGAAUAAAAGUACUCUCACUUCUAUGGAUAAGAGUUGUAUUAAAAGAGAACUUUAUAUAAUAGAUGAGCGUAUGGUACCAUUAGAUGCUGCGCUAGAUCAGUUACAAUCUUAUACCGCAUAUAUAGAAAUGGGAAGUAUUAGUAUAGAAGCCAAAUUACAACAAGCACGAGAUAUAUUGUUGAGAUUACCAGAAGUAAAAACAGAAUUAGUGUCUACAUCAAAUAGUGUGGUGGAGACGUGUUGGAUGUUACUUUCGAAUCGUUUAUGUGAAGUGAUGAAAUGUCUAAGGUCAGCAGUUAGUAGUAUUAUUACUACUUCUUCUUCUACUGUUGCUUUCUCUACUAAUAAUAAUAACAAUGAUAAUAAUAGUAAUAAUGACUCUAGUGGUAAUCAAAUGACGAGGGGAAAAAGAGAGAGUACUAUAUAUACAGAACACAUGAUAUCUUUACAAGAAGAAAUAUGGUCUUGUGCGGCGAAGCGUCUCCUUCGAGAUUUUACUCCGGAGGAAUUACAACAAGUUGCACAUUCUCUAUUUACAGAGGAGAGAAUAACGACUGAUAUCCAUUCUCCUACUACUCACAGGGAUAGUAGUAAGAAGAAGAAUCCUCAUCAUAUUGAGAAUUCUUCUACUGGUAGCUCUCAUCAUAACAGUUAUGAUCCUGUUGAGAGUGCUGUGAAGGAAGAUAUGAAUAACAAGAAUAAUAAUAAUGAUGAAUGGAUGCCAUCACCGCUUUGGGUGAAAAAGAUAUUAUUCUCUGUUCUCGCACCAGUGAAAGAUUCACGUGGACUCACUGAGAAUGAAGUUAUCGUAAAUGCAGAGGAACGAAUGGUGGCGCAGCGGGAUGGGUCUAACGAAAUGCUGCGGAAACGACUGCGCCAAGCGUAUGCAUGA
Messenger RNA from Trypanosoma theileri, 2931 nucleotides. RefSeq lists its product as uncharacterized. NCBI's taxonomy places the organism in Eukaryota, Euglenozoa, Kinetoplastea, Trypanosomatida, Trypanosomatidae. The record is from RefSeq and is a predicted model, not a curated record. The transcript has a single exon. Bases 1 to 2931 code for a protein of 976 amino acids. Gene Ontology annotation, molecular function: protein binding.